Chiloscyllium plagiosum (whitespotted bambooshark) is the source of this 434-nucleotide messenger RNA. NCBI's taxonomy places the organism in Eukaryota, Metazoa, Chordata, Chondrichthyes, Orectolobiformes, Hemiscylliidae. The record is from RefSeq and is a predicted model, not a curated record.
UUUUAAACUGUGGCUGAGAGGAUAAAGUGCAAAAGUCAAUGCAAGGCUGUGAGCAUCUAGAUGUUGAGGUUUACAUCGCAGAAAACACUGCUGUCAAUACACCAAUAUAUAAAGUUGCAGCAAAGGAUCCAGACGAAAAUGAUGCAUUAACAUAUUCACUCUCAGGCAUCACAGACUUUCAGAUAGAUUUGGUUGGUUCAAUAUCUGUAGCCAACAUUCUUGAUUAUGAAAAUUCAACAAGGAGCUAUUUGUUAUCAGUGAAGGUGGAGGACACAAAUGCUUUGUUCAUUGUUGGAACUGUGAAAGUGUUCAUCACCAACGUCAAUGACAAUACUCCAGUAUUGUCGUGCAUUUUCAAAAAUAGGAUUAAUGGCAAAGAAACUGAUUUUGGAGAAACAUCGGACACGGGGCAGACAUCAUUGCAACUUGCAUAG